CAUUUUUGUCACUCAUUCUUUUCUCCGUCUUUCUUUGCAUGCUAUCGAUAUUUUUCGGUGUCAGUCGGCAUUCACUUCCAGUUAGAAAGGUUGCGUUCUGUGCAAUCAACACCAGAUAAUAGUUCAACAUGUUCGCAUUGACACGUACUGCUUCAAACGCCGCAAAAGCGGCCGUGCGUUGUAAGCAUGAUUUGCCGAAGCUGCCAUACGAUUAUGCCGCUUUGGAACCAAUCAUCUGCCGUGAAAUCAUGGAGUUGCACCAUCAGAAGCAUCACCAAACAUAUGUGAAUAAUUUGAAUGCUGCUGAAGAGCAGUUAGCUGAAGCACAGAAAAACUGUGAUGUGACUAAGAUCAUUUCGCUCGCACCUGCGCUGCGUUUUAAUGGUGGCGGCCAUAUUAACCACUCGAUUUUCUGGCAUAAUUUGUCACCGGAGAAAUCAAGUCCUUCGAAUGAGCUUAAAUGUGCUAUUGAAGCACAAUUCGGCAGCGUAGAUGCGAUGAAGAAAGAGUUAACUGCAAUUACUGUAGCAGUUCAAGGCUCUGGCUGGGGAUGGUUGGGUUACAAUAAGAAAACCAACAAGUUGCAGUUGGCUGCUUUACCCAAUCAAGAUCCAUUGGAGGGCAGUACUGGUCUCGUGCCACUAUUUGGCAUUGACGUUUGGGAACAUGCCUACUACUUGCAAUACAAAAAUGUGCGCCCAUCCUAUGUUGAAGCCAUCUGGGAUAUUGCCAACUGGAAGGAUAUCUCCAAUCGUUUCGCUGCUGCUGCUAAGAAGUAAAUAUGUUAAUGUGUUGAAGCGAAAAAAUGUGCUUUUUCGAUGUCUGUUUCAUCUAAGCUUUAAGUGAUUUAGAGAAGCCUACUAUAAAAUAUGUGAAGACAACUGGCGCGAAGAUUAGACUAUCAUAACGUAUACACUGUCAAGUGCUUUUAUUUCAGUUAUAUUUCCUUGUACAUUAGUCGCGCCGUAAAAUGGCAUAGCCAUUUAAGCAAGGAUGUAUAAAUAAUAAAUAUGAGCAUCUAUAUACUCACGUAGUGAAUUGAAA
This is a messenger RNA of Anastrepha ludens (Mexican fruit fly), 1044 nucleotides long. RefSeq names its product superoxide dismutase [Mn], mitochondrial (gene Sod2). NCBI's taxonomy places the organism in Eukaryota, Metazoa, Arthropoda, Insecta, Diptera, Tephritidae. The record is from RefSeq and is a predicted model, not a curated record. Gene Ontology annotation, cellular component: mitochondrion. Gene Ontology annotation, biological process: superoxide metabolic process. The coding region runs from base 129 to 779 and encodes 216 amino acids. The transcript is spliced from 4 exons. Gene Ontology annotation, molecular function: metal ion binding; superoxide dismutase activity.